Cebus imitator (Panamanian white-faced capuchin) is the source of this 4503-nucleotide messenger RNA. It is a transcript of the gene GTF2I, whose product is annotated as general transcription factor IIi. The record is from RefSeq and is a predicted model, not a curated record. Lineage: Eukaryota; Metazoa; Chordata; Mammalia; Primates; Cebidae. The transcript is spliced from 34 exons. Gene Ontology annotation, cellular component: nucleus. Gene Ontology annotation, molecular function: DNA-binding transcription factor activity. The coding region runs from base 404 to 3346 and encodes 980 amino acids.
AAAAAAAAAAAAGAAAAAAAAAGAAAAAAAAGGAGGAGGAGGAGGGUGAGAGAGAAGCUGGGAGAGCAGAGAAAAGGGGCCACCGGUCGCCCCCCCGCUUCCCCGCACGCGCUCUCCAGCCGCGGCUGCCCGCCUGCCGCGGUCACCCCGGCCUCUGCCUCUGUCCCCCAGUGAUCGGAUCAAGGCGCUGAGAGAGGCCCUGCCUGCGGGGCGGCCAUGCGGCGGUGACAGGAGCGCGGCCGACAAGCACGGGCCCCUCGCCCCCUCUCGCCUCCCGCCCGCUCGCCAGCUCCCCUCAGCCGAGGCUGCUCCGCAGCGGCCGUAGCGCGCGCGCGGCCCACACUCGCCUCCCCUCGGCACCCCAGUCCCCGGCGCUGCCUGGAGGCGGCCGCACUCGGGGAUCAUGGCCCAAGUUGCAAUGUCCACCCUGCCCGUUGAAGAUGAGGAAUCCUCGGAGAGCAGGAUGGUGGUGACAUUCCUCAUGUCGGCUCUCGAGUCCAUGUGUAAAGAACUGGCCAAGUCCAAAGCCGAAGUGGCUUGCAUCGCAGUGUAUGAAACAGACGUGUUUGUCGUCGGAACCGAGAGAGGACGUGCUUUUGUCAAUACCAGAAAGGAUUUCCAAAAAGAUUUUGUAAAAUAUUGUGUUGAAGAAGAAGAAAAGGCUGCAGAGAUGCAUAAAAUGAAAUCUACAACUCAGGCGAAUCGGAUGAGUGUAGAUGCAGUAGAAAUUGAAACACUCAGAAAAACAGUUGAGGACUAUUUCUGCUUUUGCUACGGUAAAAGCAAUACACUUAAUUGCAAGGCAUUAUUGGGCAGAGCAUUGGCUGGGAAGUCGCACCACUGCACUCCAGCUGGCAACAGAGUGAGACUCUCUCAAAAAAAAAUUGUAUUUGAAAUGUUGAAAAAAACUAACUCUAAUUUUUUUGUGUGCAUAGGUGGUCGUGUGAUGGUAACAGAUGCUGACAGGUCAAUACUAUCUCCAGGUGGAAGUUGUGGCCCCAUCAAAGUGAAAACUGAACCCACAGAAGAUUCUGGCAUUUCCCUGGAAAUGGCAGCUGUGACGGUAAAGGAAGAAUCGGAAGAUCCUGAUUAUUAUCAAUAUAACAUUCAAGCAGGCCCUUCUGAAACCGAUGAUGUUGAUGAAAAACACCCCCUAUCGAAGCCUUUGCAAGGAAGCCAUCAUUCUUCAGAGGGUAACGAAGGCACAGAAAUGGAAGUACCAGCAGAAGAUUCUACUCAACAUGUCCCUUCAGAAACAAGUGAGGACCCUGAAGUUGAGGUGACUAUUGAAGAUGAUGAUUAUUCUCCACCUUCUAAGAGACCAAAGACCAACGAGCUGCCGCAGCCACCAGUCCCAGAACCCGCCAAUGCAGGGAAGCGGAAAGUCAGGGAGUUCAACUUUGAGAAAUGGAAUGCUCGCAUCACUGAUCUGCGUAAACAAGUUGAAGAAUUGUUUGAAAGGAAAUAUGCUCAAGCCAUAAAAGCCAAAGGCCCGGUGACGAUCCCAUACCCUCUUUUCCAGUCUCAUGUUGAAGACCUUUAUGUAGAAGGACUUCCUGAAGGAAUCCCUUUUAGAAGGCCAUCUACUUACGGCAUUCCUCGCCUUGAGAGGAUAUUACUUGCAAAGGAAAGGAUUCGUUUUGUGAUUAAGAAACAUGAGCUUCUGAAUUCAACACGUGAAGAUUUACAGCUUGAUAAACCAGCUUCAGGAGUAAAGGAAGAAUGGUAUGCCAGAAUCACUAAAUUAAGAAAGAUGGUGGAUCAGCUUUUCUGCAAAAAAUUUGCGGAAGCCUUGGGGAGCACCGAAGCCAAGGCUGUUCCGUACCAAAAAUUUGAGGCACACCCGAAUGAUCUGUACGUGGAAGGACUACCAGAAAACAUUCCUUUCCGAAGUCCGUCAUGGUAUGGAAUCCCAAGGCUGGAAAAAAUCAUUCAAGUGGGCAAUCGCAUUAAAUUUGUUAUUAAAAGACCAGAACUUCUGACUCACAGUACCACUGAAGUUACUCAGCCGAGAACAAACACACCAGUCAAAGAAGACUGGAAUGUCAGAAUUACCAAGUUACGGAAGCAGGUGGAAGAGAUUUUUAAUCUGAAAUUUGCUCAAGCUCUUGGACUCACCGAGGCAGUGAAAGUACCAUAUCCUGUGUUUGAAUCAAACCCCGAGUUCCUGUACGUAGAAGGCUUGCCAGAGGGGAUUCCCUUUCGAAGCCCUACCUGGUUCGGAAUUCCACGACUUGAAAGAAUUGUCCGUGGGAGUAACAAAAUCAAGUUCGUUGUGAAAAAACCUGAACUAGUUAUUUCCUACUUGCCUCCUGGAAUGGCUAGUAAAAUAAACACUAAAGCUUUGCAGUCCCCAAAAAGACCACGAAGUCCUGGGAGUAAUUCCAAGGUUCCUGAAAUUGAGGUCACUGUGGAAGGCCCUAAUAACAACAAUCCUCAAACCUCAGCUGUUCGAACCCCUACCCAGACUAACGGUUCUAACGUACCCUUCAAGCCGCGAGGGAGAGAGUUUUCCUUUGAGGCCUGGAAUGCCAAAAUCACGGACCUAAAACAGAAAGUUGAAAAUCUCUUCAAUGAGAAGUGCGGGGAAGCUCUUGGCCUUAAGCAAGCUGUGAAGGUGCCAUUCGCGUUGUUUGAGUCUUUCCCAGAAGACUUUUACGUGGAAGGCUUACCUGAGGGUGUCCCGUUCCGAAGACCCUCUACUUUUGGCAUUCCAAGGCUGGAGAAGAUACUCAGAAAUAAAGCCAAAAUUAAGUUCAUCAUUAAAAAGCCCGAAAUGUUUGAGACGGCAAUUAAGGAGAGCACCUCCUCUAAGAGUCCUCCCAGAAAAAUAAAUUCAUCACCCAAUGUUAAUACUACCGCAUCGGGUGUUGAAGACCUUAACAUCAUUCAGGUGACAAUUCCAGAUGAUGAUAAUGAAAGACUCUCGAAAGUUGAAAAAGCUAGACAGCUAAGAGAACAAGUGAAUGACCUCUUCAGUCGGAAAUUUGGUGAAGCUAUUGGUAUGGGUUUUCCUGUGAAAGUUCCCUACAGGAAAAUCACAAUUAACCCUGGCUGUGUGGUGGUUGAUGGUAUGCCCCCUGGGGUGUCCUUCAAAGCCCCCAGCUACCUGGAAAUCAGCUCCAUGAGAAGGAUCUUAGAUUCUGCCGAGUUUAUCAAAUUCACGGUCAUUAGACCAUUUCCAGGACUUGUGAUUAAUAACCAGCUGGUUGAUCAGAGUGAGUCAGAAGCCCCCGUGAUACAAGAAUCAGCUGAACCAAGCCAGUUGGAAGUUCCAGCCACAGAAGAAAUAAAAGAGACUGAUGGAAGCUCUCAGAUCAAGCAAGAACCAGACCCCACGUGGUAGACCUCUUCCCUCCUAGGCUUAAAGUAUCAGUGGUUGAGAAGAGCUUUUCGGACCUGUUACUACCCCAAGCUGUGUAAUAUACUUGUAUAACAGAAAUACCUUCUAUACAAACCUUUUUUUCUACUUUUAGAUAGAAAUGUCUACUUUUUCAGCAGUUCUGUGAAUUGAAUUAAAGAGCAGAGUGACCGUGGGUCUGAAAUGCCUGGUGUAACUGGGGAAUGUAUUAUCAGGAUUUUACAGCAAUGCUGGAAAAACGACAGGGAAAUGUCAGGGAUGAAUCCCACCAGAUUUUUUUAUGUACUCAGCAGAGCCUUCAGUUACGGUGUUUAUUUUCCAAUCAAGUGGAGAUACCCCCUACUGGAACAUCUCAGCUUCUGCAGUGAAGAAAAAUUCCUGUGAUAGUUCAGUUCUUUAGUUUUUCUAUUUGAAAAAAAUCAUUUAAAUGAUCCUUUGUUCACGGCUCUCCUUAAUGACUGAGUGAACAAUUCGUAUCUGUAUAUUUGACUAAACCUUUUCCUAAGCUGUCUCUCAUGGUUCCUAUGUUUUUUUUUUAUCAUAAUUAAAAGCAAAACCGUCUGGAUCACCUAACAGUCAGAGGUCAGUAUCUCAGCGUGUGAAUUAUAGAUUAAAUACAGAGAGAAACUCUUCCACUUUUACUUUUCGUCCAAAUAAAAUGCAUGGUGUACCAGAAGUUGAAGACCGGGGUGAGGAUCGGGGCUUGCUCGACGACACUAAGGCGGCCUCACCAUCGCGGGACCUGCUGCGGCGCGGAUUCGUAGGAAGGCUGUUCUGGCCUGGGGUCCAGGGCUUGCCGGGCCGGCUUAUUUCCUAGUGCUUCUUGUAACGCCGAGGUGCCGGUGCAGGGAGUGAGGAGGGGUCAGGGGGCUCUUGACGCAACCUCUGACGCGCUGCGCCUUCCUAGGAGAGUCUUACAUGUGUUGAGAUUUCACAAACGGUGCAAGUUGUAAACUACCAGCUCUACAAGAAGCUAGGCUAUGUGACGGCAUAGUUUUUCAGUAGCUUUAUCACAAUAUUCACAAUGGAGAAUUAUAUGACAUGGUAGCAGAAAUAGGCAUUUUUAUGUGUUGCUUCUAUUUUACCUCAAAUUGUAGAUAUAGGGUAAUCAAUAAAAUCCAUCCAUGCCUUUCACACACUAA